AUGUCUUCACAGCAAGAUGAUGGUCAUUCAGAGGGUUCGCCUGGACUCCAAGAGCACCUUUCGGAGGUGGUUCAGGCGUCCAAAUUGACGGCGAAGCAACGGGGCAGCAGCGUGAAGCCUGCAGUGGAGGCCUUGACGUCGCUGUCCUACGACCAGGGGCUCCUGCCGGCGGACCUGAACGAACUGAUCGAUCUGAUCACGACUCCGAGUUUCCUUGACCAAGCCAGCCUCGCAAGUAUUGUGCGAAGCCUGUACCCCGCAACCACUGUAGGCGAUGAGAUCGUGAUCAAGGCGGUCGGGUGUCUUGGGCACGGCCAAUUGAAGCCAUCCCUUACUAUUCAAGGUGCACUGCUCAAAUGGCUUAUCAUGAUCCACCAUAUCAUGGAGAAGCAGGACGUCUUGUCUCAGAUGUACUCGGUGCUGUUCAACCUCCUUGACACUGCCGCUAUUAGGCCUCAACUGUGCCACCUUCUGGCCUUGAUUACACGCCGUCGUCAUGUUCGGCCGCACAGAAUCCAGACUCUGCUGUCGUUAUCGAGGCAAACAGGCAAUGAUCCCACGUUGACGGGUCUGCUUCGAGUCUACAAAGACUACUACCCUGAGAUAAUCGUGGGAGAAGCCACUCGAGGCAAGGCUUCGGCUUUCAAGCAUCCGGAUCCCCGGUGGCGCGAGAGGCUGGAUGAGAUCCAACAAGCACAUGCCCAACGUGCCACUUCCAGGUCGGAAAGGCCUCUGGAUUCUUUCAGAGUCGCACGCCACAGACAAAACGGCAAGAAGGGUAAUCUGAUACCGGAGGUGCACACCUCACACGCUACCGAGCAAUCGGUCACCCUUGAGGAGAUCGAAAACGUUGAUGGACUUGUGAAGAAGCUGGAGACCAUCGAGUUGCCGAACCAGCUGAUAGCGGUCCUUGGUGACCCGCUACUCCAGAAGGUUAUGCUCUUAAGACCACAGGCUGAAGCGCAGCAGAGAGCUAGCAACUGGCUGAACUCGUAUGCUCAUGACCUGAUGAGUGGGGACGCCGUCAACCUCGUAGACAUCCUGGAAGCUCUAAAGGCUUAUGUGUCAGCUACAAAGACCAUCCCUCCCGUGUUCUUUCCAUUCUUCAACGACUAUAUGAAGAUCUGGGGUGGCCGCGACGGCAAGGACUUAGUUCUGGAUAUUCUGACAUACACGCCUUUGUUAGACUUCCAAGAGCUAUACUCGGGUAUCUUCAAAUCUCUUGAAACUAGUAUUCUCGACAAUACUGCCAAGUCUCAAAUAGACUUGCUAAGGUUCUACACGGGCCUGCUCCAGCGUUGGACGAUAUAUUUGGCAUCACUGGAGGAUGAUGCGAGUGUGCCUCACUCGUCGUCUACCAUUGCUGCUCUAUCGACUCACGUCAAUGACCUUUGCCUGACCGUACUCCAGACAGCACCUGGCAUUGCGACGCACUCGGAAGUCUUGAACUUCUACGAACAAGCAGUGAUCAUAUCAUCCGACCCUACACUGCCGAUGCACACUCGGAUCAUCAUCCCGCCUCCUCCCCUCGUCUACAUCUUGCUUUUCAGUGGCUCUGCAGCAACAGUAUCCCGUCUGUGCGCCGUACUUGCGAAGUACAAAGAUAGUCUCAAGGAAGCGACGAAAGUACCCAACGCGGACUAUCCUCCGGAAUAUGUCAACAAGUUCAAUGGUUUCCUCAUGGAUAUCGCCAACUGCUUCUGGCGUUCACGCGCUUUUAACAGCAAGGACCAAAAUGCUCACGGCUGUCUGAUGCCCGGGCCACAGGUCGACCAUCUAUCGUCCUACAUCAACAGCCUCAAUAUGGGCGUCUCGCUCGAGUCCCUCUUCUCCCUCUCCUAUUCACCGGUGCUCGGGCUAUUUGCGAUCUCGUGCUUCCGCGAGCUGGAAGACGCUGAGCUGGAGCGAGGAUCAGGCGAGCUCGACACUAGACAUGCCGGCCCUGUCACUCGUACCAGUCUGAGGGCACUGGCCAAGAAGGGGGGCUUGAGACUGGACUGGGAUGACUAUCGCUUGUACGUGCUCGACCACCUCGAGGAGAACGGCCUGGGUGGUAUCAAAGAGAUAUUGAGCAAGACGAUGAAGACCAUCAUGAGAAGAAAUUCGGCGCAGCAAGAGUAG
Molecule: messenger RNA, 2121 nt
Organism: Anthostomella pinea
Lineage: Eukaryota; Fungi; Ascomycota; Sordariomycetes; Xylariales; Xylariaceae
Source: the annotation of a GenBank genome assembly